UCGUAGCAUACGCGUCGCCAUAUUUAAAAAAAGUCGCUUGGCGCCAAACAAAUUUCGUUCUGAAUUGAAAUCAUCCAAUAGAUUGUUUUUUUUUUAAAUUAAACACACGUGCGUGUUCUCACUGAAUGAAUCGAUUUAUUAAUUUAAAAAUAAUAACACAGCUUACAUACACAUACUACGUUUCUCUUAUUUUUACAUGUAAUUAAAUUUCAAUAUUGUUAGUGAAUUUUGAAGGUCGGUUUUAAAAAUAUAUAUUUUUAUCUCUAUUUAAAAUACAGACACGAGCCCGCAUUUGUGAUGUAUGUAUAUUAAAACUUUUUAAUGUCACGUUAUCGAGUCUUGUCUGCUAACUACGUUCAAAAAUCGAUACGAUAUUUGUAAUGAAAAACUUUUACGUGUUCAAUGAGAAUGUGUUGUUGUACAAAAAAUGGCGCUGAAAAAUUUGCAAUUGUUACGUCCUGCCAAUUCGAGUAUGGUUCAUCAUCAGCGGCAGACGAAGCCGAUGCGAGCCACACCAUCAGCUCUAUCAAAGAGCAUCUCGAAAUCAGCUGAAGCUCUGGCCGGAGCGAAAAUUGGUAAAGAGCUAAGUUCCCGCAAGACUAGAAGCACGGAGCAACCGAAUCAAGGGCCAGUGAGAGGCAGCAGUGUAGUGAACCUGCCCUCACUCGGCACGUGGCGUGGGAAGGACGACGACAGCUACCGUAGCAGAUCCAGAAAUGGCAGUGGUAGCAGUCGAGCCGCCAGCCUCGAUAGAAGUACAAGAGGAUCCAGUUCAACUGUCAACUCCGAUGAAGAUAAUAUCAAUGUCGUUGUCAGAGUGCGUCCGGUCAAUGAGGCAGAGCGGUCUCGCGGCGAGCCCGUGAUGCUGGAGUUUCCCGGCAAGGGGCAGAUCAUAUGCAACGGCACCACACCGAACAAACAGCCUAAGGUUUUCUCGUACAACGUUGUGUUUGAGCCGGCUGCUACCCAAGAAGACGUUCUAGAAUAUUCCGGAGUGAAAAGACUAUUGGAGAUGGCGGUCGAAGGGUUUUCGUGCACGGCCUUCUGUUACGGCCAGACGGGAAGCGGAAAGACUCACACCCUCACUGGACGUCCGGGCCUUAUGGAGAAGGGAGCCGGGCCGUACUGCGAAGGUCACGGCUUAGUCGUCCGCUCGUUCGUCUAUCUGUUCCGAUUGCUACGUAACCGACCGGAGUGCCACUUCGUAUUAAAAGCAUCUUUCCUGGAAAUCUAUAAUGAAAAGGUCAUCGACCUGCUAAACCCAGGCACUGCUAGGAAACCAUUACAAGUGCGAUGGUCGAAGGAAAGCAGGAGCUUCUACGUGGAAAACCAGUUCACUGUUGAUUGCGAGGAGCUUGACGACUUGUUCGCUGUUUUAGAAGAAGGUAUGAGGAACCGCGCCGUCGGCUCGCACGCAAUGAACGCUAACUCAUCGCGGUCGCACACGUUGUUGUGCGUGCGCGUUCGAAGGGAUCUCAGGACAGACGGUGACGUCACCUGCUCCACACACGGCAAGAUCAACUUCGUCGAUCUGGCCGGCAGCGAAAUGACGAAACGCACUCACAGUACCGGAAAGACUUUGGAAGAGGCCAAUAAUAUUAAUAGGAGUCUCAUGGUGUUAGGUUAUUGCAUAGCGCAACUGAGUGAUGGUAAAAAAAGAGGUCAUAUACCAUACAGGGAUAGUAAGCUGACCAAGCUGUUGGCUGACAGCUUAGCCGGCAAUGGGGUUACGUUAAUGAUAGCGUGCAUUGCACCGACGCGGUCGAACUUGAACGAGACGAUUAACACGCUGCGUUACGCCGCACGAGCCAAGAAGAUCAAAUCUAAGCCCAUCGUCAAAAUGGAUGCUCGUGACGCAUUAAUAUUGAGUUUGAAACGAGAAGUGGAGGCGCUGCAAGCCGAGAACGCGCAUCUGAAGACAGCGCUACACGUACAGACCGACAGCUAUUCUUACAGUCACAGAAAUAGAACACCAAGCGAUAUAGAGCCGAAUAAACUGUACAAGCUGCCUCAAGCCGAGCUGGUAGAUCUGGUGCAGCUUCAUAUGGAGGAGAACACCGCGUUGAGGACGGAAAAUUCCGAGCUGUUCGGCGUCAGAGACCAGCUGCUCAGGGACCAGGAGAUCCUGAGCAGGGAGAACGAGAGGCUGCUGAAGAAACUGGAGGACGUCAACACUGUGUGCGUUCGUUCUCCGAUUAUACCAGCAAGAACGACGUACUCCAGCUCUGAAACAAACAUCUGGACGAACCCGGCGACUUCCUCGGCCAACAGUGUUGCCAGCGGAGGCAGCUAAGUGCUCCCAGACGCGCACGGUGUUGCGUUGGGAAAAAAUGUUUUCAAAUACGAAGAAGUAUUUUACUCUUUUUGGGUAAUCUCUCUGUCUUACACAUCCGAAAUCUCCGUGCGGAGACUAUGAUCAUUUCGGAAGAUUAAUUUAAACCCUUGAAUUUAAAAAAUUAACGUAUUAAAUAAAUUCAAUGUUGUUAAAUACAUAUUAAUUUGUAAAACCUACAAUCCGUGUUUUUCAAAUAUCUGUCGGUUGGUGAAAAAUCUGUUUCACAUAAAGUGAUUGCCAUUAGAAGUAUGUACUUAUGUUAUAUAAGCUUGUUUUGCUGAAAUGUUGUAAUUGAACAAUCAAACAUCUAUAAAAUAAUAAUCUAAAAAUGAACUUAAUUUCAUUAAAACCAUUAUUCAUACACUACCUGUGCAAAAUAUUCAAGAUUAACCUAUCCUGCUAUUAUACGCAAAACGACAAAAGGCAUUUGAAUAGAAUUUCGUAGACAGUGCGUUUCGAGUGUGUUUAGUGCUAGUUUUUUUAACGUUUUCGAUAGCGUAAAAGUGAACUCAAUUUUGUAUGGAGUUGGAACAGCGCCCCUAGCGGCAAACGUAGGCAAACGUUCCAACUCCAUACAAAUUUGAAUUAACUUUUACGCUAUAGAGAACGUUAAUAAACUCGCACUAAGCUCACAGGGAUCUUUUCUGUUACGCAUCCUUCGGCAUUGGAAUGAGUUCCCCUCUACGGUGUUUCCGGAGUACUACGCUACGACUUCUUCAAGGAGGCUUAUGGAGAGAACUCAAGAGUGAGCAGCAGCUGUGCCCCUGACAUUACUAACUUCCAUGAACGACGGUGACCACUUAUCGUCAGGAUACGUUUAUCGUGAUUAAGGACAGAAACCCAUCAAGGUCCGAUUUAUCAUCUGCUGUGCUAUCAUAAAUGAGGCCGUCAGCGCAAAGCGGUCUAAGCUUACCAUAGUUAGUAUGGUGCAAUGAGAUUUAAGUUUUCAUGUAUUUGAAUUUGAGUAGGCAA
Molecule: messenger RNA, 3307 nt
Organism: Bombyx mandarina (wild silkworm)
Lineage: Eukaryota; Metazoa; Arthropoda; Insecta; Lepidoptera; Bombycidae
Product: kinesin-like protein KIF12
Biological process (GO): mitotic spindle organization; spindle elongation; microtubule-based movement
Cellular component (GO): microtubule associated complex
Molecular function (GO): ATP binding; microtubule binding; microtubule motor activity
Source: RefSeq, a predicted model, not a curated record